AGGAUGCAACUUCUCCCAAGCACAUUACCACCCGCGGCCGGACGUCCGCCAUUACACCACGUUCCAAUCGAGCGCAGGUUAAGCCAUCACUCCUACUGGCGCAUUUUAACCCUCGCCGCCCCACCUAUCCUCGUCCCGUGGUCGGAAGAAACAAAAAGACCGUUCUUUCUGCCAUUUCCCCAACUUCAAAUCAGAUCGAAUCUCCCCCUCUUUAAUUUCGUUUUACAAAAACCCCCCUCGCUUCGUAAUUUCUUUUCAUCUCUGCCGCUCCAUUGAAAUGACAAAACCUUCUCCUAAAACUCCAUUUCCAGAUCUAUAAGGUAAAAAACCCAUUUUCUCGUCUCUCUAAUUCUCGCCAUUUUCUGUUCCAUGGCGACGAGAAAUCGAACCACGUUGUACAGAAAAUACCGAGACAGUCUACGUACCGUCCGUUGCCCGGCGAUCUCUUCCUCUUCGUCUCGGUCUACUCCAUCUUCUUCUGCCGCGGGUGGGCCCGUGAUCGAGCUAGCCACCUCGUCGCUGCUGCCUCCCAACCGUUCGUACGCUCCGCUCAGCACUGACGAUCCUGGAAUUUCCAGUAGGGGCGCUCUUACAGUGGGUCUACCUCCAGCUUGGGUGGAUGUUUCCGAGGAAAUAGCUGCAAAUAUGCAACGGGCACGGACAAAAAUGGCAGAGCUAGUCAAGGCGCAUUCCAAGGCAUUAAUGCCCUCUUUUGGAGAUGGCAAAGAAGAUCAGCAUGUGAUUGAGGUCCUUACUCAAGAGAUAACACAUUUGUUAAAGCAGUCCGGGAAGAGAUUACAGAAACUUUCUGCAAGUGGGACUUCUGAGGAUUCAAGUGUCAGAAAAAAUGUACAGCGGUCUCUUGCAACUGACCUUAAGAAUCUUUCAACAGAGCUUCGGAAAAAACAAUCUGCUUAUUUGAAGCGCCUCCAACAGCAAAGAGAGGGUCAAGAUGGGGUUGACUUGGAGAUGAAUUUAUCCAAGGUGGAAGAUGAUGACUUUAGUGAUGUGGGUUUUAAUGAGUACCAAAUGUCCAAGCUGAAAAGAAGUGAGGCAUUCACGGCAGAAAGGGAGAGAGAGAUCACUCAGGUUGUCGAAUCAGUAAAUGAGCUUGCCCAAAUCAUGAAGGAUCUCUCAGUCCUAGUCAUAGACCAGGGGACCAUCGUCGAUCGGAUUGACUACAACAUUCAGAAUGUGGCAGCUUCAGUGGAGGAAGGCUUUAAGCAGUUGCAGAAGGCAGAGAAAAUACAGAGAAAGGGAGGAAUGGUGAUGUGUACGACGGUACUCGUAAUCAUGUGCUUCAUCAUGCUGGUUCUUCUAAUUCUCAAGGAGAUAUUCUUGUGAUCCAUGCAUUACCAACCCACAUCCAACAUCCGAUAAAUAGUCUUUCAUUCACAGCCUCCCCUGAGAAACAAAAAAUUUGUGGGACCCACACUACAGAAGCUCUUCAGAACAGCUCCGUUUGUCGGCUAGAGCAGGCAAAGCUUAUCAGUUUGGGAAUCGUGGAGGGGAUGGCUGCCCAAGAAGCAGCACAUGCCGAGCGCGUUCUUCCGUUUGCAUAGUGUUGCGGCACAGAUGGGGUUGCGAUUAUCAUAUACCCCUUCAAUUUUGAAGGUUUUUUUUUUUUUUUUUU
Magnolia sinica is the source of this 1633-nucleotide messenger RNA. RefSeq names its product syntaxin-43-like. Gene Ontology annotation, cellular component: membrane; SNARE complex; endomembrane system. The record is from RefSeq and is a predicted model, not a curated record. The coding region runs from base 370 to 1344 and encodes 324 amino acids. Gene Ontology annotation, molecular function: SNAP receptor activity; SNARE binding. The transcript is spliced from 8 exons. Gene Ontology annotation, biological process: intracellular protein transport; vesicle-mediated transport; vesicle fusion. NCBI's taxonomy places the organism in Eukaryota, Viridiplantae, Streptophyta, Magnoliopsida, Magnoliales, Magnoliaceae.